AUGAACGGAGAUAACAUGGACACCGACCAUGGCGGCCAAAUGGCUGGUCAGAUGCCUCACCAGGGCAGAGUCACCACCAUAGGGCAGGUGUCGCGCGUUGUUGAGAACGGCCUCAAUGAGAAUGGCCAGAUGGUUCCUGAGCACGAGAUUGAGACUGAGGCUCUCAACCUCCAAUCUCUCGCUCAGGCUCUGCCUACCUCCAACCAGCUGCGUACCUCUAACCGGCCGGCUGUUACCAUCACUCAGCACCAGCGUUACAGCCGCCGCCGCAUCGCUCUUCGCCAGCGUGUUCACAGGUUCAUCCCCAACGUUGCUGCUCCGGAGGACUUCGACACCUACUUCAUGCCUGCUGUAGCCGCUUUCUUGGCUGGAGAUUUUCCAAGGACUGCCCUUAAGACCUUUGAGGCCUUCAUCUUCGCCAUGUCGCUCUACAACCAGGAGAUUGUCGCUGACUACCAUCGCGAGGAUAAUGAGGACCCUCAGAUGCGGGAUAUCCAGGCCAAGAGACGCCUCCAAGAGAACGUCUUCCGCGUCCAGACCAUGGUCACUGACCUUGAGAGAGAGCUGAACAGACGUCAGAUGCUCGGCGCUGAGACCGCGGAGGAGCUUCGCUACAAGGGAGAUGUCGUCCGCAAGCUCAGAGAGGACGUCAUUCCUGAGAUCACUGAGCUUUUGGUUAGUUCUACUUAA
Molecule: messenger RNA, 690 nt
Organism: Colletotrichum chrysophilum
Lineage: Eukaryota; Fungi; Ascomycota; Sordariomycetes; Glomerellales; Glomerellaceae
Exons: 4
Coding region: 1-690 (229 amino acids)
Source: RefSeq, a predicted model, not a curated record